Molecule: messenger RNA, 327 nt
Organism: Fraxinus pennsylvanica
Lineage: Eukaryota; Viridiplantae; Streptophyta; Magnoliopsida; Lamiales; Oleaceae
Source: the annotation of a GenBank genome assembly
AUGGCCUUUUGGAGAAAGAAAAAUGGCACCCAAAAAGUACAUGCUUCUGUUGUUUCACUAUCCAUGGGAUCUGAUAAUUAUCGAAAUUUUCACGGUCGGGAUCGAGAAUAUUUGCAAGCAAGAAGGGAAUUUCUCAGCAGUUAUCAGCUUAGUGAAGGCAACAGGUUGAAGGAGAAGAUAAAGAGGUUUUUGGGAGGGGUUAGGGAGACAACCAUGGCUGCAGUUGCUGCAAAGAGAAAGAAGAUUUUUGGAAUUAGGGCAUACAAGUUUACAUUGACUUGGCCAACUGAAUUUGUCAUAAGAUGCUUUGUUCCAGGAAGGAGAUAA